AUGUCGGUCCUGGAGCCGCGUUGUUGGUCCGUCCCGUCGCCCGAGUGCGUAGGUGUGGACCAGUGGGGUAACUCUGAAGCUGACUGCCACACUGAGACCGAUGCCUGCCCUGCCAGUAAACUGAACUACAGUAAGGUGGUGGUAGACGACAAUGGAAGUUACAGCAUUACCGGGCUUCCUAAUUUCGCGGAGGACAGUUCGUACAUUGGCUACUGCCCGGAUAAACCGAACGACAACUGGGACGCUGGCGGUUGUUUGCCGCGACCAGUGAGUGACAGUGCUGUGGUGGAGUACCAUGUGGACGACGAGGUCAGGAUGAGCUACACUCCGGUAGACACUCUGCACUACAAUAUUACCGUCGGUUGGACGUACCCAAGUCUAUACUCGAUACCUGACGGGGCAGUGUUUAGACUUUUGGUAAAGACUCCCGGGGCCAGUUCAGCCGGCCACUACUACUGCGUAUGCAUCAAUGGUACACUGAGACUGACAGAACACUCUCUAACGGUGGAGUAUCACCCUGGUAACAACAGGUUGAACUCCAUACAGGCAUCUAUUGUCACUUUUCCACAUAGGGAGCGUGAGAGUCCGCCAGUAACUGGUGGUUCAUCUGCUGGAACAUCAUUAUCAAACUUUCCUGUAAACUGUUCAGACUAUAAAAAUGGCCUUCCCUACAGUCGCUCAAGAUGUGCCAUACCUUACUAUGGGAGGCCGAGGAAUUUGAAAGUGAAUGUGGUUGGCACAGUUACAAGACUCUCCUGGGACAGGCCGUGCUACCGAGACCCAAAUGCCUGCCAUCUUCUAGAGAUGGAUCCUUCUGCUGCCUCUCAAUCCGACCCAGACACUUACUACCUGGCUUCUACAGUGGACAAUAUCACACAUUACUUCAUAAUCCAUAACACUACAACAGUGGUUCUGCAUACCACUAAUCGCGAAGGCGUCAAGCUCUACACACAAACGCCAUGUUCCGGCGCUUGCCAAGACAACCACUUUGCCAACGGCUGCUCCGAACCCGUGACCCUAAGUGAUAGCGAUAGCGACACUUGCUCAGCCCAGGGACUUCAACCAAACCAGAGUCCACCACCACUGAGCCUGUCACUGGACCAGGGCACAUCAUUGCGGCAAUGGUGGUGGUUGGUGCUUGUGCUGCUUGUAGCAGGAGGACUGAUCACUCUGGUGGUAGUCUUUGGUUACUGUCACUAUCGCAGAGUGACACCCCAGCACGAGGUGAUUCAUCCCUCUCCAUGGCCCUCUCCGUCCACACUCGUGCCUUCUGUCCUGGUGGUCUUCUCCCCAAGAACAAAUCACGAUGAGACACACGUAAUUCUCCAUUUCCUGGUUAAUAAGCUGGCCGAUUUCAACGUGGAGGCCUUUGCAUACGAGAUGUGCCAGCUGAGGCAGCCACCGACCGAGUGGGUUGUGGAGCAGCGAAGGAGAGCAGACGCAGUUCUCUGCGUGUGUAACCGCGAGUUCUGGGAGGACUGGAAUCACGAAACCACCACGUCUUACUUUGACCACACCCCGAAAGUGGUCCGUACACUCAAGCAGCUGUUUGAAGGGGACUUACAAGAGGGGUCGUCUGGGGUUCUGCCAUAUGGAGUGAUAAAGAUGAAGCCAACCGACAGUGAAUUUGUUCCUCCUCUGCUCAAGUCGAGACCCGACUUCAUGUAUCACCAGACCAAAGACAUAGCACACUUUGCUCACAACAAACCCCUGUACCAGGUUCUUUGUGCCCUGGUGAAUGCCCUAGUGCCAAUGACUUUUCCUUCCGAGGUCCUUGUCAAUGACAGGUGGACUAUUAAUCUGGUGUUGGAAGCAUUCUCUGAAAUAGUAGGUGUGCGGAGUCUCGUUAAUUCUGAAGACCUAUACGAGGGCACUAAAAGGAGCACGACUGCGCUGGUUGCUUUUGUUCUCACGAGUGGAUUCCAGUACAGCCAGGCCGCUGCAGUAGUGGAAAGAAUGGAAGUUCUAUGUCAACAGGAAAGGCAGGCCCAGGAUGGAGAAAGCCACAUUCUGGACACCAACUUGGAAAAGAUUCGUGAAGAGAUAUGCUGGAUCCAGGAGACAUACAACCACAGCAGGUGCAAAGAGUGGACCGAGCAAGCAAAGAAUAUUCGAGCUAGGGUGCAGGAGAAGAUAGAUGGAAUGAUUCACUCCAGGUUUUGCCAAGUCACUGUCCCACGACCAAUGACCAUCAAUAAGCUGACGGCCAGUCUCGUAAUAAACCUGAGUCUGACAGGAUGGUGUGGGUUCUACCUGGCAGACUCCAAGGAGAACCUAUGGCCGAACAGGAGACUUGUGGUACAAGACAAGAAGACAGGCGAAUAUUUUGAAGAUUUCUCUGGAUAUGACAACCACAAAGGUACAGUUAGGGGCAUGUUGGGUCUACAUCCUUAUGAAAUUGUGGAAGUGAAUCCAUCGCAACAUCCAGACCAUUUGAUUUAUGUGGAGAGUGCUUCAAGAAACAGGAUACUGAAAGCUAACACCAGGUUUCUCUACCAGGUGUUUCCCGGAACUUCUGCUCAAUGCAGAAGGCAGCUACUCAGAGCAGCCAGGAUAGGCGAGCUGGACACUGUUAAGAAACUGCUGCUGUUCUUCAAACGGGACAAAGAGUUUGUGAAUGGCCGGGACACAGAGACAGGGAACACUGCACUCCAUAUUGCCAGCCGUCAGGGACACUUGGAAGUAAUGAUGACCCUACUAGAGAGUGAAGCAGAUGUGGACCCAGUCAACAAUGCUGGCAGCACUCCUUUCUUCCUGGCUACUGAGGGGCUUCACAAGACAGCUAGUCUGUUGCUACUGGAGUGGGGUGCUGAUAUUCAUGUCAAGAACCGACUCAGCAAGACUGCCUUGGACCUCACCAGGAACUCAGACCUAAAGGUCUUUCUCUCUCGGAAGUAUCUAGAAUACCAGGAACUUCAGGAGGCCGUUAGAAAGAGUGACUGCGGAACACUGGAGGGACAUAUUGACAAACACUUGGACAACACAGACCCAAUGGCCAGCCUCAACAGCCGGUGUGUGAGAGGUGGUAGUCUUCUCCAUGCAGCAGCCUCUACUGGCUCUCUGAAUGCAGUCAAGAAGUUGCUGGGGCAGGAGGUCAGACCAGAUAUUCGUGACGAGGGUGGAGCCACACCACUCCACAUCACGAGGGACCCCGCCAUCUUAGAGGAGAUGUUGGCAUAUGAUGGAGACGUCAACUCUGUUGAUUCCAGGGGCAACUCUCCGUUACACUGCUUGUGCAGUGAAAGCCGUCAUAUUUCCUCACUACCCGACUGCGUCUCCCUUUUAGUGAGCCUCUUUUGGCAUCAGUUCUGUGUCACGUGA
This is a messenger RNA of Geodia barretti, 3321 nucleotides long. NCBI's taxonomy places the organism in Eukaryota, Metazoa, Porifera, Demospongiae, Tetractinellida, Geodiidae. The record is from the annotation of a GenBank genome assembly.